AUGAAUCAGAGUGUGCCUCUGAUUGUUCUUGUAUUGGCUAUAAGUCAUGCCUUUUAUUUUGGGAAUGGUCUUCAGCACAAAGUUGGAUAUCUAGACUGGCCACAGGACUGCGGCAUCCCACAGUUCUUGCCGAAUGUAGCUGGAAGGAUCGUAUCUGGGAAUGAGGCACGUCCACAUUUGCCAUGGCAGGUCUCUCUACAGGUGCGUCCCAGGGGGAGUAGGUUCUACAGCCACAUAUGUGGAGGGACGCUCAUUCACAGUCACUGGAUCCUGACUGCAGCACAUUGCUUUCAGAGAGGGAAAGCAAUGGAUACUGCUAAUUGGCGCAUUGUUCUUGGUAAACACAACCUGAACCAUUCAGAACGAACUGAGAAGAUCUAUCGUGUGAAAAGAGUUUACAAACAUGAACGCUUUCGCUACCAGCUCCAUAGUGAAAUUGACAAUGACAUUGCCUUGGUCAGGGCAGCAGCGGACAUUUCGCAAAGCAACUAUAUCCGAUAUGCUUGCAUGCCCAAGAAGGACAGCCAACUGCAGCCUGGUCAACGGUGUUGGGCCACAGGGUGGGGUGCAACCAGAGUACAAAAGGAAAAUGUCACUCUAUCUGAAGUGCUGAACCAAGCCAGAUUGCCAAUCAUUGAUCAUCAGACCUGCAAAAUGAAGAAGUUCUGGGGGGAUCGAGUGCGUAGCACAAUGAUUUGUGCUGGCUUGAAAGAUACAGAGGGGCCUCCUGCCGCUUGCCAGGGGGACUCUGGUGGUCCUCUUCUCUGUCAGAACGGCUCAGGGAAGUGGGAAGUUCAUGGUGUGGUCAGCUUCGGACCCACUGGCUGCAUUGGUGAGAACAAGCCCAGUGUAUUUACCAGAACCACUGCCUACCUCCCCUGGAUUGAGAAAACAAGGAUACGGGAUUAUUUCUUAGACUGA
Pristis pectinata (smalltooth sawfish) is the source of this 921-nucleotide messenger RNA. Its product is annotated as chymotrypsin-C-like. The record is from RefSeq and is a predicted model, not a curated record. Gene Ontology annotation, biological process: proteolysis. Gene Ontology annotation, molecular function: serine-type endopeptidase activity. Lineage: Eukaryota; Metazoa; Chordata; Chondrichthyes; Rhinopristiformes; Pristidae.